This is a messenger RNA of Prorocentrum cordatum, 396 nucleotides long. The record is from the annotation of a GenBank genome assembly. Lineage: Eukaryota; Dinophyceae; Prorocentrales; Prorocentraceae.
AUGCUAAUCCAGAACAGGGUCUUCAUCCGCUGUUUCGACGCGCGGUUCGUCUUCGCGUCCGAGUCCCCCUUGUCCUCGGAGAGCGACCCGCCAGACGAGGUUUGCGCUGAACAUGAUGAUGCUGCCGCUGGUGGCGAACAAGUGCACGACGACGCUGCCGCGCGUGGCGCGAACAGUCUGCUCUCGAAGUACAUCCUGUUGCUGACCGCGAUGAUGCUGCCGCUGGAUGCGAACAAGUGCACGUCGACGCUGCCGCGUGUGGUGCGCAUCCUGCUAUCGAGGUAUAUCGCGAUGCCCUUCCUAGUGUACGUGUGUUCGACGGCGUCCAAGACGCUGCCGCUGGUGUGGCUAGUGCUGCUCCUGUUGGACCUCGGCGACUGCUCGAUGGCGGUUUAG